UUCAACGUGUUGGACGCAUUCAUACCAUGAAGGAAUUGUUCGGUUUGUUGGGAUUACAAAAUUCAAUACCACACUGGAAGGUUCUUUUGUGCUUGAAUAGGCGCAGUGUAUAGGGUCGUGGGCUUGUAUAGAAACACGUAACACUAACAGGGAAUAGAAUUGACCGUGCUCGAGCGAGACUCGUCACGAGCUUGGACUGCGUUUGGGCGAAAUUACCCUUCACUUACACAGAUAAUUCUUAAGACUAGUUUUCAUGACAUGGGCAUACCGCAUCAAGUCCAAGAGGGAGAUAUCGUGGCCAAAUUCUGUGUCUUUAUCAGUGGAACUGUAAUGUGUGUUUAAUGUAAAAUUUCCAAAUUUCAAUUUGACCACCUGUGACGUUUGGAAUUUACGGACCUUCGGCAUUCCCCACAAAUAUGGCGACCAUGGAGGAUUAUUAUUACCCACCCAACUCCGGACAAGUCGAAAGUCCGGUUGUGCCAGUGUUUUUCGACCCUGGUACUACGAUUGAAAAGUGUUAUAGGUGUAAAGAAAGUGUGUACCAUGUGGAGAAAAUAGGGCCUAUAAACGGGAUGCUGUGGCACAGGGGCUGCUUCAAAUGUUCAACCUGCGGACGGCAACUCACUGUCAAAACUUUCUACACUGACAGCAGUUCAGCUGACGACAAGGAAAUUUACUGCUCCUCCCAUGCGCCUAAUUCACACGGGUCGCACGUAGAUUAUGAGGCCAUGGGUAUCAAACACGGGGUUGGGUCGCAGUUCAGGGUAAGGGAGAGCAAAAAGUUCCACAACGAACAAAUACGUGGAACAGACCCCGGGAGAGGGGCUGCUUAUGAUACUGAUGCAAUGACGAUACGGAGAGCUCUAAAUGCCCCAAAGUUGCAACCGGGCAAGCAUUUUUAUUCCGAACCAGGAAUGUACGGUAACCAAGAAGAUGUACAGAUACAAGGGGCGUUACGGGCGCAACAGCUCUCACGAGUCCAACGGCAAGCCGUCGAGAAACAUCACUUUCCAGUUUACGCGCAAAAGAAAAAAGAGAUUCUUGUCACCGCUCAAAAACAACUAGAAGCGAAGCAUCGGCUCGAGGAGGAUAAACUCUUCCUGGAGUUUCAGGAGGAGAGGACCGAAGAAACGAAGAAGGUAGACAAGGAGGUUGAUGAAGAAUGGGAAGUCAAGCUAAAGGAACUAACGAAGAAGUUCGACAAGGAAAUCUCGAAGAAGAAAACCAAGAAGUCAUCGGACGACAAGAAGUACAUGACUAUACAAUUUCAAAAAGAGAAGGAAGACCUCGAGAAGACAAUGACCUUGAAGAAGACGAAGAAGCGAGAAUACGCGACCUUAAAACUGAUAGAAAUGGAGCAGCAGGCGACCUCAACCAUGGUGAAAAAACAGAGCAAGCAGAUGUUGGGUCUGGUGGCGGCAAAGCAGAAGGAAUUGCAGAAGGAGCUCGAGAAAGAAUUGGAGAAGGAGGUCCCAGCUGAUCAGGUUGACGGUGACAUCACCAAAGAAGCGCCCCCUGUAGUCACACCAAAGAAGCACCAGCAGAAUGGUACCAACAUCUUUAUGCCGGUCACCGAUGACGACGAAACCGUGGCUCCGACCCCGAAACCUCCAAGUUGCAGCAAGAGGGAGUUGUAUGCUGAUCCUGCAGUGUUUGAAGAGUUGGACGAACGAGUUUUUAAUAUUGCUGAGAAUGAACAACAAACAUUCACCGAACUCGUAGAUCAACUGACAGAAAACUGUACAAGCGACCUUGAGAAAGUGAGGGCAAUAUUCCGUUGGAUUACCGUGAAAGACUUGAAUAUGAUGGACUUCGAUUCUAAGGGAGAGCAGCAGGAUACGCCACUCGGCCUUAUGCGUGGUAUCAAGUUUGGAACAGAGACAUAUCAUGUGCUCUUCAUGCGACUGUGCAGUUAUGCUGGUCUUCACUGUGUGGAGGUUAAAGGUCAUUCCAAGAGCGUUGGGUAUGAGCCAGGGAUGAAGAUUCGGGAGAACACCUUCUUGAAUACUUGGAACGCUGUCAACGUUGAUGGAGACUGGAGGAUGGUGCAGUGUAACUGGGGUGCAAGGCAUCUCGUCCUAAACAAGGAUUCCAACCAGCCCGCCCAGCGUUCCAAGAAAAAGAGCGACAAGAUCCGCUACCAAUACGACGAGCACUACUUCUUGACUGACCCCUGUGAUUUCAUUCUCGAAUUCUGGCCUUUUGAAUCCGAAUGGCAAUGUCUCGAGAAACCUAUAUCAAAGGAGCAGUUCGAGGCUCUACCAUUUGUGAGAUCCAUAUUCUUUCACUAUCGCAUGCAGCUGGAGACGGGCACCAAAGCUGUGGUGUUCGCCGACGAGAAGGGAGGCACCCAGCUGAAGAUCCGCAUCACACCUGAUCUAGUCAAAGAUAUUGUGUUCCACUACCAGCUCAGAUUCGCAGACGAACACAGGCGGGAACUCAAGGAAUACAAAGGAACCAAACUGGAGCGAUUCGUCUACCAAACCACCGUUGAUAACCACAUAGUAUUUAGUAUCCAUCUUCCGACAACCGGUGACUAUUUCUUAGAGGUUUUUGCAAACAAAAUCGAUGAUACUAACCGAAUCAGUGAUGAUCCUAAUGCCCCUAUGAUGCCCUUCCGCCUCAAGUGCGCCUGCAAAUUCCGCCUGAUUUGUCGAAAGAUGGUAGGCAAGAUGCAUCCAUUACCUAAUUGUGCCACUGGUGAAUGGGGUCCACUGAAAGCAAUCCGCCAUUUUGAGCUUCAACCAUUGACACACGAAACUGGCGUUGUGAAUGAAGAUAACGAGAUGGAGAUCAAACUUGGUGUAACCCGUCCUUUACAGUUCCUGGCCAAGCUCCACUGUAAUGGCAUCAACGAACAUUUGCUUGAUGAUUUUGUUGAAUUAGAAGCUGCUGAGGAUGUUUUGACAAUCAAAGUCAAACCUCCACAACCUGGUCAGUAUGGCCUUGACAUCUUUGCCAGGCCCGAAGGUGCUACUGAUGAAAACGUCACCCUAGCACACGCGUGUAAGUACUUGAUUAACUGCUCGCAUGUGGACAACCCAUCAGCUCUACCAACCCCUGAGGCACCAAGCCCGAGCAAGAUGACCAAGGACAAGUGGGGGCCGAUGGCAGCCUUUGCAAUCCUUGGGCUCAAGGCGACUUCACACCCUGAACCAAGAAUCCGCACUACCACCAAGGAUCCUUUAGUUGUGGAGAUUUCCUUUAAGUUCCCUGUCCUUCUUGCUUAUCAUUUGCUCAGAGAACAAGAUGAAGACCAUCACGAGAAUGUCAGCAUUCAUGUCAAUGAGGAGAAAAAAGUGGCACGCUUCACCAUCACUUUGACUAAGCCUGGAAACUACUUAUUCGCGCUGUACGCCAAGGAGAAAAAGAAUUCCGAGAAGAACAUGGCUAAUAUAUACAACUACAUGAUCUCGCAUAUGACCGAUUCAUCUCACUCACCUGCUUCAUCUGCUUCUUCGACCAACAGCCGUAGUCAACCACAGCCUCAGAGGCACCCUUCUGAUGACAAAAAACGUUCAUCGGAAGAACAUAGGCGACCUUCGGGAGACCCUCAAAGGCGUCCCUCGGGAGACCCACAAAGGCGUCCCUCGGGAGAACCUCAAAGGCGCCCUGAAGAGAGAAAAGAUUCAAAACAGGAAUCUAAAGACAGUAACUCUAAGAGCAAAGGAAUGUUUUCACGAUUCUCAAAGAAAAGCUAGAUACUGAUCAAAAAGAUUAAAUCUGAUCAAAAAGAUUGCGAUCCUUUCCCCUCUGCACAAUCUGUGUUUUUGGCAAAGUUGGAGAAAUCAUUGAUAGUCCCAGGUAACUGGUCACGCCACCGUUCUCUGCUUUUGUGCGGCGAUUAACCCUCACAUCGAAUUGGGAUACGUCGAACAGACCUGUUUGUGGAUAGCUGUUGUCAUUAGGGGAAGAAGUUUCUUGGGUCUGUGGUGAACCUCAAGUUCGCCUUUAAAUCAAUGUGGAGUCGGGGUUGAACUGAGACCCACUGCGUUCGGACAUGUUGGUGUCAACUUGUCUUGUUGCAGUUAAAUUGUGUUGGUGUGAGAGGAGAAAGCGGAGCUGAAGAUCAUAACCAGCUCUGAACCAUAAAAUGAAGAUUCUUGGUCAUGCAUGAUCGUAACCCAGGUCUUGCUAAUCCUCUCUUGCGCCAUCACUAGUUAGGUGUAAAGUUUGUGGAAGGUAUUGUGGUGUAAAUAUCGAGUAAUCUUGGAAUAAAAAAGCUGCGCUACAUGGCAAUUGGGUUUUCCAAGCCGAUUUUUGGUUCAGGAACCAACAUUUGUGAUGUUUAUCGUGAUGUGCAAAAAGCAUUUUUAGCAUCUCGAUUUUACCGAAGGAAUAGUGAUAUUGUUCAUUUAUAUCAACACGACUUUGUAAUUUUUUGAACAUUUUUGUAUGCUAUAAUCAUAAAGUUAUGAUGUAAAUAGGGCAUUAUCCACAUGUUCAAGGCAGUAGGCCAACUGCAAAAGUUUUUAAUUACCUUUCUGGUAUUUGAUAUGGCAUCAUGCACAGAAAAAUUGUAUGCGUCGUUCGUUUAUUCAUUAAGCACUUCUCAAACGAGCCAUUUCCUUCGAUUAUGAUCACAUGCAACAAAGAUGUCUUGUUUUGCUGCGAUCAAUAUCAUCCACUUUUCUUAUUUGAUUAUCUGUUUGUAUGAUGAGGAGUUAAAACACCACUCGCUCGUAUUAACCUUGCGUGAUUUUAAAGCAAGGUGUGGCCGAUUUUGUGUAUAUAUCAUUUCAGUACCCUCAGCAUCAGCUUGAAGAUCACGCAGUGAAGCUCCGUGAUAACUAGUCCAAAGAUAUUUUCUAACACGUAUUGUAACUUAUAUUUCUAUACAUGUACAACGUAACAAGGGGGAAACGUGGUCGUAGCUGCGACGAGGAUUAGCUAAAUGGGGUGGGGAGGGGGGGUCUGGUCAUGCAGUCCUGGAUUAUAUGGCAACUUUAACGAUUCGGUGCAUUUAAAAAGCGGCACAGUAGGUGCCUAUUUAAUAUUUCUAGUGUUGGUGAUAAUUACCCCAAUCAAGGUAUCUGACGUACACUUCGCUUGAAAGCGACCAGGUUGUCCUAAAGUAGUGAUCCUCAAUACAUUUUGUAUAUACCGUAUCAUCUAAGUUUUCUAGACUCCCGUCAACUCCCGUCCAAGUCCAAUCAAAAGCUGAACUGCUGUUAACCGUCAAAACAUCAUCUAAUAGCUUUAGCUGAGACAACACCAUUUCGUUGUUUGGCUCAAACACAUGAUGUGAAUAUUUCAUUUUAUAGAGAAGAUUGAUAUAUCAAUGGCGCCUUGUGUAUUCCACUGUAAUCUGUUCAUACGGGUGACAUUAUUUGUAACAUUCCAUCAUUAUAUCAAAAUAAACUAACUAAUCAUCAA
This is a messenger RNA of Lineus longissimus, 5376 nucleotides long. RefSeq names its product hillarin-like. The record is from RefSeq and is a predicted model, not a curated record. The transcript has 9 exons. Bases 417 to 3701 code for a protein of 1094 amino acids. NCBI's taxonomy places the organism in Eukaryota, Metazoa, Nemertea, Pilidiophora, Heteronemertea, Lineidae.